This is a messenger RNA of Rana temporaria (common frog), 2309 nucleotides long. It is a transcript of the gene PNKP, whose product is annotated as polynucleotide kinase 3'-phosphatase. Gene Ontology annotation, biological process: DNA repair. Gene Ontology annotation, cellular component: nucleus. The record is from RefSeq and is a predicted model, not a curated record. The transcript has 17 exons. Gene Ontology annotation, molecular function: polynucleotide 3'-phosphatase activity; double-stranded DNA binding; protein binding. NCBI's taxonomy places the organism in Eukaryota, Metazoa, Chordata, Amphibia, Anura, Ranidae. The coding region runs from base 48 to 1937 and encodes 629 amino acids.
AGGCGCAUUUUAGCAGGACGACAGCAGCCUAUCUCUCCACUUGCCUUAUGGAGCUUGAGGAUGCUUAUGGAGCACCCACUCGGAUUGAACUAGCGGCAGCCUCCGGGUCCCAUACUGCCUUCAAGGUGGAUUGCACUCAGUUGGUGAGCGUUGCCUGCUUGGAAAUGAAGUGCUUCUUAGAAAGUGUGGAUAAAAAACACAGUCCUAUUGAGCUCACUAAUGGUGUAGCUGUAAUUCUGGGACGAAGUCCCCAGACCUGCAUCGCUGAUAGGAAAUGCUCCAAGAAUCAAGUGGAGCUUGUUGCAAAUAUUGAGAAGAGAAUUGUGCGUGUCACUCAGCUGGGUCCAAACCCCACCACUGUGGGAGAAGUCCAUUUAAAACAAGGAGAGAGCACUCUGAUGAAUGGGGAUCAGACCCUUUACAUGGUGAACUCUGUAUAUCCUUAUACUCUUGUAUUUAACAACGAGAGCCCUCAUAGCUUUACGCUGGCUGCAAAAGGCAAAACUUUGAUCAAAAAGCGUGGUCCAGCUGCUUCCCCAAAGAAGACAAUAACAGAUUUUUUUGUUGCGGCUACAUCAAAAAGCCAACAAGAGGAAGAUGAUAAAUUGGAACCAAGCAAUAAGAGGACAAAGCGUCAGGAAUCAGAAUUGAGAGCAACUGAUGAGAGAGAUGGUUCAGACAAAGAAGAAAUAUCUAGUAAACCAAAAGAAUUUCAAGAUAUGGCAGCAAAUGGCAGUAAUACAAAAAUAUCUAAUGAAUCUCCAGACACACUGACCGGUGGAACCUGCAGCAAAGACUCUUGGGAAGAGCAUGGAAAGCUCCUGGUGUUUAACAAGAAAGGUGUCAGAGCUUUUUCCAAGAUUGCUGGAUUUGACAUCGAUGGAACAAUUAUCACAACAAAGUCAGGAAAAGUCUUCCCAACUAAUGCUGAUGAUUGGAGAGUUUUGUAUUCUGAAAUACCAAAAAAGUUGAAAGAACUUUUGAAGGAUGGCUAUAAGGUGGUUUUUUUGACCAAUCAGAUGGGAAUUAGCCGUGGUAAACUGAGGCCUGAAGUUUUCAAAGCGAAAGUUGAAGCAAUUUUGGAUCAACUUGAUAUACCUGUACAGGUGUUUGUUGCAACUGGUAUGGGAAUCUAUCGUAAGCCAGUCACUGGAAUGUGGGACUACCUGUGCGAAAAGGCUAAUGAUGGCAUCAAAGUACAGAAAGAAGAUUGCAUUUAUGUAGGAGAUGCUGCUGGGAGACCUGCAAAUUGGGCUCCAGACCGAAAGAAGAAGGAUUUCUCAUGCAGUGACCGCUUGUUUGCUCUUAAUAUUGGCAUACAGUUCUACACUCCAGAAGAGUUUUUUCUUGGAUGGAAGAAGGCUUUGUUUCAGUUUCCCACCUUUGACCCAAAAAAAUUGGAUCCAAAUGGUCCACUCUAUGAACCCUCGUCUGCCUCUCUGGUGUUGUCUUCUACAGAGGUUGUGGUGACUGUUGGCUUUCCCGGAGCUGGAAAAUCAACUUUCAUAAAAGAACACCUGGUACCGAAAGGCUAUGCAUAUGCCAACAGAGACACACUUGGAACAUGGCAAAAGUGUGUAGCAGCCUGUGAAGAAGCAGUGAAAAAUGGCAAGAGCAUCGUUAUCGAUAAUACCAAUCCAGAUGUGGAGUCCCGUGGUCGGUACAUCAGCUGUGCAAAGAAAGCAGGAGUUCCAGCUCGAUGUUUCCUCUUUACUGCCACCAUUGAACAGGCCAAACACAAUAAUAGGUUCCGAGAGAUGACUUACACGGGUAAAGGACACGUUUCGGUAAAUGACAUGGUAAUCAACAGCUACAAGAGCAAAUAUGUGACACCAUCUCUAAAUGAAGGUUUCAGUGAAAUUCUGAAAAUUUAUUUUGUACCAAGCUUCAAGAAUCCAGAACUAAAAUCUUUGUAUCUGCAGUUCUCAGAAGGCUAAAUGGAGUCACAAUUUUGACACCCAGGUCCAAGGAAGGUCUGCAGAAAAAACCCUAAUAUAUUAAUGAAAUAUAAAAAAAAUGAUGUGAGUCCAUGUAGGGCAGGCUAAGUAAAGCCACCUCUGAUUGUGUGGAUUUGGUUCCAAUACUUUUUUGUGCUUUUGAUUCAAAACUUUUUUUUGAUCAAGUAAGUCUGUUUACUAUGCAAGAUACGUUCUCUUCUAGAAUUUACACAAUUGAAAUAAAAGAGGUAAUAUUAAAUUACGGAUUCUAUAAUUAAGAAAUACUGUAUGCCUCGUUGAUGAAUAAUAAUAAAGUUUCCUUUAACUUUUUUCCACUUUUAACACAUUGUUAUUAAAGGGUUUUAAAAAACA